AUGCCUGAGCCUAAACUGGGUCAGAUGAGCAUCGCUGGGCGCCCCAGCAGCUACCAGGUAUACCUCUGCCGAGCGCGGAGCCCCAGCCCUCGGCAGGCAGACAGCUGCCUGGCCAACAUGCCCGGCUUGUCUGCCAGGGAGGGUUCGACGGGUGCCUGUGAAACCAGCGGAGGAAGUUUCUACCCCACAGCUCUUUGUUUUCGUUCUCGUAAUGCUGCUUGUCGCCUUCAUUGCGCUGAUGCAGCUGUUGGCCGGACCGGGCAGGGUAAGUCAGUUGAACAGUUUCAGUCCCGCGGAUCCGAGCAAUUUGUUGAAGCGGGGGCUGUUUUCCGGUACGCUGACCUCCAAAUGAUAGUAUUGCAGUCUCUACACAAGUACCAGCCCCGGCUUCAUAUUGUGGAAGUGACUGAAGAUGGUGUUGAAGAUCUGAACGAUUCCUCAAAGACUCAAACAUUUAUUUUCCCUGAAACGCAGUUCAUAGCAGUUACAGCAUAUCAAAACACUGAUAUUACCCAGCUCAAAAUUGACCAUAAUCCUUUUGCGAAAGGCUUCAGAGACAACUAUGACUCCAUGUACACAGCUUCAGAAAAUGACAGAUUAACUCCAUCUCCCACGGAUUCUCCUAGAUCCCACCAGAUCGUCCCUGGUGCCCGAUACAGCGUGCAGCCGUUCUUCCAAGAACAGUUUGUCAACAACCUGCCCCCAGCCAGGUUUUACAACAGUGAAAGAACCGUCCCUCAGACAAACGGCUUGCUCUCCCCGCAGCAGAACGAAGAGGUGGCCAGCCCUCCUCAGCGGUGGUUUGUAACGCCUGUGCAGCAGCCCAGUGCCAACAAACUGGACAUGAACUCCUAUGAGACGGAGUAUUCUCCUAGCACCUUGCUCCCUUACGGCAUUAAAUCCCUCCCCCUUCAGACAUCCCAUGCUCUGGGGUACUACCCUGACCCGGCGUUCCCAUCCAUGGCGGGCUGGGGAAGCAGGGGCUCUUACCAGCGAAAAAUGACAACAGGAUUACCUUGGACCUCCAGAACAAGUCCUCCAGGUUUCUCUGAAGACCAGCUUUCCAAGGAGAAGGUGAAAGAGGAAAUGGGCUCAUCCUGGAUAGAGACUCCACCCUCCAUAAAGUCUCUAGAUUCGAAUGAUUCUGGGGUCUACACGGGUGCUUGUAAGAGAAGACGGCUCUCCCCUAGCACUUCCAGCAAUGAAAAUUCCCCGACGAUGAAAUGUGAGGACAUUAACGCUGAGGACUAUAGCAAAGACACUUCAAAAGGCAUGGGCGGCUACUACGCAUUCUAUACUAGUUCUUAA
This is a messenger RNA of Opisthocomus hoazin, 1308 nucleotides long. NCBI's taxonomy places the organism in Eukaryota, Metazoa, Chordata, Aves, Opisthocomiformes, Opisthocomidae. The record is from RefSeq and is a predicted model, not a curated record.